This is a messenger RNA of Perkinsus marinus ATCC 50983, 294 nucleotides long. RefSeq lists its product as hypothetical. NCBI's taxonomy places the organism in Eukaryota, Perkinsozoa, Perkinsida, Perkinsidae. The transcript has a single exon. Gene Ontology annotation, biological process: proteolysis. Gene Ontology annotation, molecular function: serine-type endopeptidase activity. The coding region runs from base 1 to 294 and encodes 97 amino acids. The record is from RefSeq and is a predicted model, not a curated record.
AUGGCUGGUUUUAGCAACUACGGUGAUAACGUCGAUAUAGCUGCCUAUGGCUCUAGAAUCUACACCGGUGCUGACAGAUUUUCCUCGGGCACAUCUUUCGCCUGUCCUAUUGUCUCUGGAGCAGCCGCGAUCUUGCUUUCUAUGGGCGUUAAGCCAAAGUACGUUGCUGGGAUACUCACCCACAAUGUUGAUCGGUUCGGUAGCCCGUCGAGGCCCAUGAGGAAGCAUGCCGGAGCUCUAAACCCGCUAAAAGCUGUCAAUAUGGCGAUCGAUUAUCCCAUUUUGAGACGCUAA